GGGCCGCCUUUGUUUAGCCUCCGGAUUCUGAAAGAUGUUUGAACGCUACCGUGCAGCCAGACGGCGCAGUGGUUCUGAUAUCCAAUCAAUAUUCCGUAACGAAGUGGAGAUAGCCCGAAGGUCGACACUAGAUUCGUUCGAGAUAAAUGAUGAUGAUGAUGAUGACUGCAGAGGAGAUGGAGAUUCACAUGCCACGCCAAGGACUCGGAGUGGCACCUUGUCAAGUGAUGUUGUCCCUGCUACGGAGUCGCCUGAAAAAUGGGCAACUCCGACGUCGCCGACCAUGCUGAAUGUAAAAGGCUGGAGAUCCUCGGGCGCUCAGGUAGAGUCUCGUUUCACGAAGAACGCGGGGACGGUUGUAAGGCAUUCGCCCGACAGCUUUACUUGGACAAUCCCUCGACUGCACCUUAGUGAGAAGAUAGGCACUACUAGAUUCAGAGUUUGCUCUGAUGCUGAUGGAUGCAAAGAGGGCAGAAAGGGAGCUGAAGUGGCGAUAGAAUAUGCAAAGAAUGAUAAAAACGAGACUAUACUCAAGUUGUACUCGAUGAGAGACCGAUUGGGAUUUAAAAUGAUGAUCGAUGAUAAGGAGAUUAUUGUUAACGAGGAUGCGGCCAAGACGGAUCGCUUCCAAUUCGCAUAUGAAGUUAGAGCGCCCCAACUAGCUGAGAUGUCGUCGUCUUCAAAGGAGUCGCCUCUGAACAUCAAAUGUGAUAUUUUCUCUGUCAACGGCCAGGCUGUGAAUGACGAUUCUGCACUCUAGCUGAAUUUUCCCGUAUUUUUAGCAUGGGUAUUUCUUGCCUGUAGAGCGAUGUGAACUUUGGACUUGUCGAAGAGUAGCCCCGGUUCGAAAGACAUCAUCGUCUUGCUCAUACGUCUGAAACAUUUUCCAGUCUAGUGAUUUUUUAUCUCAAUUUUUCCUAAUAUAAGUGGUCGGUCGUAGCCUCUGUCUCAGCUGAGCUGUCA
This is a messenger RNA of Perkinsus marinus ATCC 50983, 963 nucleotides long. RefSeq lists its product as hypothetical. Bases 35 to 760 code for a protein of 241 amino acids. NCBI's taxonomy places the organism in Eukaryota, Perkinsozoa, Perkinsida, Perkinsidae. The record is from RefSeq and is a predicted model, not a curated record. The transcript has 2 exons.